AUGCCGCUCAUCGCAUGGGAACAAGCGACGCCAGAGUACUUGGAGACGUUUACAAGUACGUUUUUACGCUCCGAGGCCGAGCGCCGAGGCUUGGACGCCUCUGGAACAGAGUCCGAGUUAAUUGAUCGAAUCAUCCUGGACAUCCGCGUCCGCGAAAGUCUGAAGGAACCCGAAGUUGUUCUAUUUGCCGACGACAUUGGCACUUUACAAGUGGCGCAGCAAGCUACAUCUCCUCCGUCACAAGUCCCCAGCGAUCUUGUUGCGACUUUGGCAACCUGCCUUGAGCAGAACGCUAGGUUUUUGGCUCGAAUGCAGGAGUCCUUCGCCCUGAGACCGACCCAAUUGACAACGCUACCCGGCUUGUCGCAAACCCUUUCAGUGUUUGACGACUCAAAACAGCUGUCCUCACGUCGCUGGAUUGAGAAAUUGGAGCGAGCCCAAAAGCUCGCAUCCUGGAACGACGACGCCCUGCGCGCUAUCGCCCAAGGACUUCGUGACGAUCACCUCAUCUCCGCCAUCGCCGCCCAGAGACCCGCAACGGUCGACGGGUUUACCGCAAUCGCUACCGACCUGGACAACGCUGCAUUGCACAUCAAGCGAGCUCGACCGGACAAGCUAUCUGGAUUCCAGACAGACCAAAGCCCCCGCGCACCUUCGACACCGUCAACCUCCGAGAAGAGUGCACCGCUGCAACCCCGUCCCAACUAUACAUCAAGACAGCAGCGUUCCAGAUCCCUCUCGGCAGAAGAGCAGAAUGCUAGUUUCGAUGCCAUAUCACAGAAGUAUGGUGUGGCAGCCUUUCGUCCUGGGCAGAAUUUGGAAGAAGCCGUGUGUUUCCACUGUCGCCAAAAGGGACAUCUCGCGUCCAAAUGCCCAUUCAAGUCAUCUGCUGCGACAACCACUUUGCCCAAAGCGCCAGCACUUCAUAGCAGCCCUGUUGAGACGCUUGAUGGUUCGCAAGUGCAAUGUGCUCUUGUGACUGCCACCAUCGCAGGUAUUGGCCAAGUUGAUGCGUUCCCUGAUGGUGGAUCCAAGGUGACACUAGUGUCCCGUGAGCUCGUCAGCUCUGUGCCCCUUCUACCUUGGACUCGAGCACCCCUUGUUGUAGUUUUAGGAACGUCAGUUAUCCCAGCUGGUGCCAUCUGUCUAAAAAUUUCCGUUGGCCUAGUCACUGGAGUGAUCGAAGCCGCAGCCCUUGACCACAACGCCCUCCCAGUGAUCUUGGGUGAAGACUGGUUUUUCUCCAGCAAAGCACAGCUAAUCUUCCAGCCACCCAGCCCCACCAAAAUUUGCCAUUCCCCAACUGGAACAAGCAUUCAGUGCCAUGAACGGUUGCUUCCUCGGAUGGCAAAUGCUGUAAUGCUGGAAGCUUCAGCUUUCCGUCACUGUGUCCAUGGACACCACAGCCCAGCGGGGCUACAGCAGCUUCCUUUACCAGGCCCACACCAGCCCUUGUGGGCCGCAUUGACAGCCGAGCCACAGCCCAAGCACACAGUGCCCCCGACAGUGGACGUCUGCAUUGACCCAGCCCUGCCUGCAGCGCAAGUGGGAAGCCAUCUGCUAGACCCACAGAAGACUAAGCUCUCAACCUUGUUGUCCAAACAUGCAGAUGUGUUCACCCACGGGGAAGAGGAUGUUGGCUUGUACGAGGGCGUGGAACAUGCGAUAGAUCUGCUUCCAGAUGCAGCUCCCUAUAGCCGGUCUCCGUACCGCUAUGCUGCUGAAGACCGUCGUUUCCUCGAAGAACAGACAAAAUCGCUCCUUCGCCAGGGCAUCAUCCUCCCAGCAACGGGCCCGUGGGCUUUCCCAGUGGUUGUCACCAGAGGUACAAAGAAACGUCUCUGUGUCAACUAUGUGCCCCUCAACAAGAUGACUAUCAGUGUCAUCCAGCCUCUCCCCCACGCUGACGAUAUCAUGGAUGAUAUCGAAGGCUCUUCGUACUUCGCUUGUGUUGACUUGAAGUUUGCAUACUGGCAGGUUCUCGUCCGCCCGGAAGAUCGUGAGAAGACGGCCUUUGUGACUCAUCAUUGAACAUUCAUGUGGACCCGUAUACCUUUCGGACUUAAGAAUGCGCCAUCGACGUUUCAACGUGCCAUGCACUCCGUCUUGUCCGAUUUGAAGCCACAUUGCUCAUAGUGUGGCGUGCGAGUCUACCUGGACGACGUCCUGAUCUUCGCUUCCACUUUUGACGAGUUCCUGAAACUCCUUGACGACGUCCUUCGCACCAGUGGCUUCAAAGUGUCGCUGGAAAAGUGCAGGUUUGCCCUGCAAGCCAUCAAGUUUCUUGGUUUUAUCCUAAGCAAGAAUGGAAAGCACCCAGACCCAGCCAAAGUUGAUGUGAUUCUGCGCAUCCCCCGCCCUACGAACAGCAAAGCUGUUUUGUCUUGGCUCCAGACGGCCAACUUCUACCGUCGCUUUGUCAAGGAUUUCUCAAAAAUUGCAGCACCACUCCAAACUAUCAUUCGGUCUCAAGAGUUCACUUGGACUGACGCUUGUGAUGACGACUUCGAGAAGAUCCGCAAGGCACUGACAGAAGCACCUCUUCUUGGUCACUUUGAUCCAGAUGCCCCAACCACUGUGACAACAGAUGCAUCGGGAACAGCAGUUGGUGCUGUGCUUUCCCAGAAA
Molecule: messenger RNA, 2628 nt
Organism: Ixodes scapularis (black-legged tick)
Lineage: Eukaryota; Metazoa; Arthropoda; Arachnida; Ixodida; Ixodidae
Exons: 3
Coding region: 1-2031 (676 amino acids)
Molecular function (GO): nucleic acid binding; zinc ion binding
Source: RefSeq, a predicted model, not a curated record